Molecule: messenger RNA, 895 nt
Organism: Camellia sinensis
Lineage: Eukaryota; Viridiplantae; Streptophyta; Magnoliopsida; Ericales; Theaceae
Source: RefSeq, a predicted model, not a curated record
AUCCAAAAUCUAAUUCAUCAGCAACCUGCCAUUAACGUUUUGAAAGAGAUUCAAGCGUUUCUGGAAGCAAACCCUUCUGAAAUCGUCACCAUAAUGAUCGAAGACUAUGUUGCAUCUCCAAAGGGCCUAACAAAGGUGUUUGAUGCUGCUGGCCUAAGGAAAUUCUGGUUUCCAGUAUCCCGGAUGCCAAAAAAUGGUGAAAAUUGGCCGACAGUUGAUGAUAUGGUGAGACACAAUCAGCGUUUAGUGGUUUUUACUUCGAAACAGUCUAAGGAGGCUUCUGAAGGGAUUGCGUAUGAAUGGAAAUACCUAGUGGAAAACCAAUAUGGUAAUGGCGGGAUGAGAGAGGGUUCCUGUCCAAACCGUGCAGAAUCAUCUCCCAUGAGCAUGAAAACAAGGUCUCUAGUCCUAAUGAACUACUUCCCCGACACUCCAGAUGUAACCCAAGCUUGCAAGCAUAACUCAGCUCCAUUAAUUAGCAUGAUGAACACUUGUUAUGAAGCGGCUGGUAAACGAUGGCCCAACUUUAUUGCUGUUGACUUUUACAAGAGAAGUGAUGGAGGGGGAGCACCUGAAGCUGUUGAUAUUGCCAACGGGCAUCUAGUUUGUGGGCGUGAGGGUAUCGCCCUUUGCAAGGAAAAUGUGUCUUUUGGGAGCAUGUGACCUACCUUGGGACAGUUUUUUGAUGGUUAUCACAACAUGAAUCUUGUAACUCUACAUAAAGUUUCUUAGUGAGAAACACACAAGAAAAAUGAGAUAUAGAGUUUGCAACUUAUUUGGGAUAUAUAGUUUGUAAUUGGUGCCAUGUGAUUACAACAACAAAUAAACAGUAUUAUUAAUGUUUGGGCUGAUCUCUCUUUCUGUUUUUUGGAACGAGAUGAUAGGUAUAAAAAAA